GCUCAUCACUGUAAAGCCGGGUCCAGACGGGUGUAACGUGUAAUGCAAGAUUACGUGUAAUUUAGAGUGAACAGUGUGGACGGCAAACGAACUCAACGCGAAUCAUGAACGCGAAUCUUGAAGAGGGGUCUGUUCCACUCAGUUGCUACGAACAUGCCGAAUAGGAAGGUCGUGAUAGCUGGUGCUGCUUUUAUUUGUACGUAUUUAUUAUGCAGUGAAGACCGGAAGAAACGUCGAUGGUGGAAAACUAACUUGUAUAAUAGAAGAUCUUCAUUACUUGUGGAACUAAAAUCUCAGCAAAUAAGUGGUCAAUAUAAAAACUUUACCCGGAUGUCGCCUAGUGAUUUUGAUCAACUGUUAACAAUGAUCGCAUCUAAAAUAUCAAGACAAGAUACUACAAUGAGACCUGCAAUUUCGCCGCAAGAUAGACUGGCUCUAACACUAAGAUUUUUGGCAACGGGAGAUUCAUACACUAGCCUUCAGUACACUUUCAGAGUUUCAAAACAGUCCAUCUCCUGCAUAGUACCAGAAGUUUGUAAAGCAAUUAUAGAGGCACUGAAAGAAAACAUAAAGUUGCCAAAGACCGAGCAAGAAUGGAUCAAGAUCGCAAAUAAGUUCGAUGAAUUGUGGAAUUUCCCCCACUGUAUUGGAGCUAUGGACGGUAAACAUGUGAUUCUUGAGGCCCCGAUACGUAGUGGCACAGAAUAUCGCAACUACAAAUCGAAUUUCAGUAUAGUGAUGUUUGCUUUAGUAGACGCAGAAUACAAUUAUACAUUUGUGGAUGUCGGAUGUCAAGGCAGAAUUUCGGAUGGUGGAGUUUUUAAGGAAACUGAGUUAUUCAAAAAAUUGGAAAGGAAUUCGCUAAGAUUGCCUGCAGGUAAUGCACUGCCAGGUAGAAAUAACCUAGUACCAUAUGUUUUUGUAGGAGACUCAGCCUUCCCUUUACAAAACAAUAUAAUGAAACCUUAUCCGGGAGAUUACCCCAAGGGAUCACCGCGAAGAAUUUUUAAUUACCGGCUAAGCAGAGCUCGCAGGAUAGUUGAAAACGUAUUUGGGAUUUCAGCAUCUGUUUUCCGAGUUUUACGAAAACCAAUGCUUCUUCAGCCCGAAAUCGCAGAGACCGUAGUCAUGGCGAUUGCACAUUUGCAUAAUUUUCUGAAAAACACAGCUACGUCUAAAAACUUGUAUGCACCCCCUGGGUCACUUGACAGCGAACAAAACGGAAGACUCAGUGAAGGCACUUGGCGGAGAGAUAGUGAAAUGUCAUCAUUACUUCCAUUAAAUAAUAUCCCUAGAAGGGCUGCCUUAACCGCAAAACAAAUCAGAAUUGAGUUUACUGACUAUUUUCUAGAAGAGGGCAAAGUUUCUUGGCAGAGUACGUAUUGUUAAGUGGAUUUUUUUUCUUUUUUUCAUCCAAAAA
Messenger RNA from Cimex lectularius (bed bug), 1420 nucleotides. Its product is annotated as protein ANTAGONIST OF LIKE HETEROCHROMATIN PROTEIN 1-like. The transcript has 2 exons. Bases 154 to 1389 code for a protein of 411 amino acids. Lineage: Eukaryota; Metazoa; Arthropoda; Insecta; Hemiptera; Cimicidae. The record is from RefSeq and is a predicted model, not a curated record.